This is a messenger RNA of Drosophila pseudoobscura, 4432 nucleotides long. RefSeq names its product ADD domain-containing protein 1 (gene ADD1). The record is from RefSeq and is a predicted model, not a curated record. The coding region runs from base 472 to 3744 and encodes 1090 amino acids. Gene Ontology annotation, cellular component: pericentric heterochromatin; nucleus. Gene Ontology annotation, biological process: chromatin remodeling; replication fork processing. NCBI's taxonomy places the organism in Eukaryota, Metazoa, Arthropoda, Insecta, Diptera, Drosophilidae. The transcript is spliced from 4 exons. Gene Ontology annotation, molecular function: chromatin DNA binding.
UUCUCAUAAUUUCCAGACAGUUGUUUUGUAUUUUAAAGUUUUCCAACUGUGAGGAUCAUUUGGUGACCGAUUCAAAAGUAAUUCCCUUCUAAAACAGAUAAAGGUUUAAACCCGAUUUUCAUUUCGAACAACUUCGUGCGUACUCACCACUCGGUUCGGACAACCCGAAGGCGACGCCAUAUUGAAAUUUGUUGCUGUGAAAAAAAUCAUUUUCACUGUGGGAAUCGGAUUGUGCUUCAAUGAAAAAAUAAUCAUUUUCAAUAGAAGCCAAAAUUUGCAAGAUCUUUUGCCCGGGACGCAAUUAAAAAACACUCGAUAGUGUUGCGUGUUUUUGCAAAGAACCUAAUUGCCGCGCCGCUUUGUUGUUAUUGCUUUGUGGUGCUGCCUGUCUGCCGCGCGGACGCUUCUGUACAGAAGUACAUAAUUUUGGCAAUACAUUUUUUUGCACGUGGGACUCCAUAGCGCCGCAAUAUGAGCAGCACUUCAAACAGCGAGGUGCUGCUGGUGCCGGCCACGACGCCCUUGCCAUCCCCACUGGCCAAACUCGAUGUCGACUUCUCAGGUUCGAACUAUGAGAUGCACUCGAGCCUUUCUGACGAGGAGCGUCGCUACUAUCUUAAAGCGUACCCAACCGUCGAUGUGAUCAACCAGCGAAAAGUCCACUGCACUGUAUGCAAACUGCACAUGGGAACGGCUCCUGGCUCGGAGGGCACCAUCAAGAUGCACCCCAUUCUGCGCGUGACGCACUGCGUCAAGUGCCACGAUUUUUACAACAGCGGAGAGUUCUCCAAGGGCGAGGAUGGCUCGGAGCUCUACUGCCGCUGGUGUGGCCAGGGCGGCGAGGUCUAUUGCUGCUCCACAUGUCCGUAUGUUUUCUGCAAGUCUUGCAUAGUCAAGAAUCUGUCGCGCGACAUCAUUAUGGACAUUGAACAGAACGAGAACUGGAACUGCUUCAACUGCACACCCAAGAUCCUAUGGCCUCUGCGCGCCCAGCACUGGGCUCUAGUCAACUACAUCCAAACACAAAAGCGCGGCCUGCAGAGUCUGCAACUGCCCGAAGUGGAGGCGCGCCGCCAGAUGAUGAAGGACAACAGUACGUGCUGCCGUCUUGCCAAGGCGAAGGCAAACAGCCUUUCCGAUUCCGCGGAGAGCCUUGAAUCAAUUGCUUCGAAGCGAAGCCACACCAGUUCCGUGAGCUCUGCUAAAAAGGGCCCGGCGCCAAAGCAGCAAGGUCCACCUACUAAGCGACCCAAGACGUCAAACGACGAAGUCGUCUGCACUCCCGAUUUGCUGAGCAUGCUGGAGCCCGACUGUCAGAUCUCAAUGAGCCCAAAGGCGUCAACUCGUCUCCCGGCCCCACCGGCUAAUAUAACAACCACCACGCCACGGAUUGUUACCGUACAGCAAAACUAUACAGGACCCAGUCCCAGUCCCAGCAACAAUGGUACAUCUUCUCCUCGGACCAGCCUGCCGCCCCCGCUGGUGCUGAGUGGCUCGGGCGUUCGGUACCGCCAAAAUUCACCAACCAGUGUUGUGCGUCGAACCGUGGUUCCCAAUAGCGUUCGGAGCACUGGGCCCGUCUUCCACACCAUUAACGGAUUCCGCGUCGAUCUGAAUAGCGCCGCCCAGCAGGACUCGUACCGCCUGCCCAAUGGACGGCUCAUCCAGGUCAAGCGCCAGAUGCCACCCGGCAGUCAGCCUGCAACCGCUUUGACGCCCCCCACUCCGAUGUCUGUGGGUCCGAUGGGUCAGGUCCUAAUUCGACCGCGUUCUCUUGCAACCGCUCCGACGAACAUUCGCCAAGUGCCCAGUACAAACCCUAGCCCAGCCAGCACACCGUCAGCCAUGGCAUCUAACAUGGGCAGCAAUAUGGGAAUCUACAAUCCGCAGAUCAACCAACAGCAGCGAUCUCCGCAAGUUGUGCGCCUUGGAAAUGUUAGUCAGACAAGUGCAAGUGCCAGUGCCAGUGGCGGGUCUUUACCGGCACAGUCGAACGCUAAUGGCGGAGCAGGGACAAUGAUAUCUACGGUGCAACCGAACAAGGGCCAUGCCUUGAUGCGCCAUGUGUUCCCCAAUAGCGCCAUUGGACAGGCGCGUGCUCAGCUGCAGGAGCAGAUAUUCAAUGCCAUGGACAUAUGCACUCAUCUUACUGGGAAAGUGGUCUCUCUGACCCAUUCGAAUGCCUAUAAUCAGGCGCGCAGCUAUAUGGAUCUAAAGGAGCUGUACAUUCAUAUGUCCUAUUUGAUGACCUAUGCCAUCGGGCGCUUCAAACAUCUGCAGGAGAAGUGCCUGGUCGAUAUGCGCGAAAUGGGCUUCAAGAACGAUGCCAACAGCCUGGAGAACGGCCAAUUGGCUGCCGAUAAACAAGCCAGCGAUGACGAGGAUAACGAGAUCGAGAUUGUGGAGCCCAAGACGGAUACCAUUACCAUUGAUUCGGACAACGAAGACGACGGGUGCUCGGACUCGAACAGCAAGAAGAUCAUAAAGAUAACUUCUGUUGCGUCUCAGGCUCCGAAAACGGAAGCACUGAAGAAUCAAGUCGCGGAAUUGCCGCCGAGUGAGGCCGAUAUGGCUGCCUUUAGUUCAACCAUCUUGGCCAGUCUUCUCGAAGUGGACAUCACCGAGGGCACUGCCGAGCCCAAGUCCGUUUCACCAGGACACAAAAAGCAGCCUCGCAAAAAGACAACGAACAAGCCGAAUCCAGCAUUGCUUCAAUUAGAGCGCCAGCGCAUGGAGGAGAUCAAGCACACCGAUGCCAAGUUGAAAAUGAAAGUCAGGGUCGUGUUGCGACGAGCCGAGGAAGAGUUUGAGGUGGCGCGUAAAUGGGCUAAGAACCGCGAUAAGCAGAAUAAGAUUGGGAGUAAAGCUCAUCAGACAAAGACCGAUGCUCAAAAAACGCCAGCCGACGGACCCAAUGAGAUUCCUAUCCAAGAAGAAAAAGAACCGCAACUCUGCAGCACAGGGCAGUCCAGCCCGAAUAAACAAGAAGCAGACAAAGAAACGGAAAAGGCGGAGAAUGACAAAUCAGAGGUCCCGAGGGAAAAGAUUGCAGAUGAUGAUCACCAAAAGUUAGGAGUAGCAGGAGAUAAGCAGCAAAAGGAAGCUCAAGCCGAGCCUGAAACGGAAGCUCAAACCGAGCCUGAAGCUGGAGCAGCAGCUGUUGAUCAGGUGGACGAAAAGGAAUUCUUAAGUAUAAACCCAGUUGUACGUGAAGACUUGGAAAUCCUAGAGCCCGAAGCCGAAGUUCUGAAGGAGAAAGGUUCGGAUAAAGAAAAAUCUAAGUUUAAUGAAGCAAUGGACACUUCCACUGAAAGCUUCGCUGCUAAGCCGUUGGAAAGAAUGGACAUAGACAUCCCCAGUGAAAAAACUGAUGCAGUAGAUGAAGCAAAAGAUGUGGAUGGUAUGGGACUAAAAGACCUUUGCAAUCCCAGUCCCAUAGUAUCUACAGCGGAAGCGGAUAGAAAUCUUGAAAUUGUAGCUCCCGAAACUGACACAGAAACUUCGGUGAUGACACCGCGUGAACCCAUCCCAAAAGAAAAUCAAAUCGGGGAGGUCUGCAAGUCGCCACGUGAAUCUGAACCACUGACUGAGAACGGAACGACUCCUUCUAAAUCCACUGUUACAUUGACGGUUGACAACGCCGAAGCAUGUUUGGCAGGCUUACACGAAAAUGUCGAUUCGAAAGUCACGACUUCGGAGGAGUCUACUUCAGAUGCGACUACCACCCGGCAACUCCUCGGCUAGUUUGUGGUGAUCAUUCGAGGUCCCGACGACAACUUUGCGUAAGACCUCGACACCCUGUAUUUCAAUAUCACAUUGGUCGUUUAUGCAUAUGUAUAUAGAUCCAAUGAGAUACAAGAAAACAGCCAAUCAUUUGUUUAGUAACUUUAAUUUUGGUUUAAAUUGAAUUUAACUUGUUUUACGAAUUUUAUUUGGCAAUUAACAUACAUAAUCACAUAUUUCUAAAUUUUUGUUCAUAUUUUUUGAUUUAUGAUUCACAACUGUACAAACUGAAUGAAUUAAUUAUAAUGUUAUUGUAGAAAUAACCAGAAAAUGUCUUUAUUUAAAGUGCUAUUGGUAGCAUAUAUAGAUCUAAUAUUUGCAUACCAGAAUCGGUAUAAUGUUUGGGAUUACCUUUCCAUUCUGUACACAAAUGUUCAUGAUAGGAUAGUGUUUUGUAUUGCAUUUAAUCAUUCAUUGUUAUAUUCCCGAAAUGCUCACGCAGUUCGGCAUCGAUCUAAAGAUGGUCUGAAAUGGUACGAGUAUCUGGGACUGCUCCAUUUAUAAAAUUUAUGAGUAAAUUUUGCAAUCAGAAACUGAUCAAGAAAGCAAGCCAGUAGAAAAUAUUUAGUACUUAGGAUAUUAAUUGAUAUUGAUGAAAUAUAUUUUAAAGUUCUAAGCUAUUAUAUUAAUAAAACUAAAUACUUAAACA